AUGAAGGAAAAUAUGAAGUUCAUUGUGACGGAGGUGAACAGGCUGUUAGGCCGUAAUUACAAUAUGAUUUAUUUUAAUUCUCUGACUCCCGAGGAACUGUUGCAAGUAUUGAGAGAGGUAUUGAUCAAGAUACAGGAUCAAAACGACACAAAUGUAGACUCGCGAAACGAAACGCCUGAAGAGAUGGCUGUUUAUAUUUUAUCCGUUCUUCGAGUGCUUAAUUAUCAGCCACAGACGGAUCCUGUGAGCUUUAGACAAGGUCUAAUUCGAGGUGAUCCUGAAACUAUCCAUCCCAUCUUGACCUGGCUUCUGUCCCAUGUGGACAUUGUUCGGAAGAGGGCCUAUUUGUCUCGUUUUCUAGUAAAGGUAGAGGUUCCUGAUGAAUAUUUGAGCGAUCCGGAGGUCUCCUCUUUGUACGAGCAAUAUACAGCGUUGAUCGAUCGAUUCAAGUCCGUUCACAAGGAAAGCGAAAUAGGGAAAAGGAAUUUCGAAAAUGCUAGCGAACUCACGGCCGAUCUGAAGACAAUGGAAAAAGAAAAAGAGGCGGUCACGAUACGCAUAGAGAAAAUGAAGGCUAAAGCGGAAACAGGGAUUCAUUUGCUCGAGGCAGCUAGAGCAUUGCGCCUGGAACGAGACAAGGAACGUGAUUUAGCGUUGCAAGAAGAACAGGAACAUGAAAUUCUAUCCAGAUUACAGAUCGCCCGCCAACGGUUGGAACGAGAGCUAGAAACGUUGAAGAAAGACGAGAACGAAGUUACACCGCAGAGCUUGGUACAACAGCUGUCCGAAGCGAUGACCGUACAAACGAUAGUCGCCAAUGAGAAGCUACCGGCUGAAUUGAACGCGAAGAAGAAUCGUUUGAAGGCUUUGAACGCGGUCAGACAAAGUUCCUAUUUGGGUCCGGAACAGAUCACGGCAAUGAGAAAUAAAUUGGACGGGAUAGCGAAGGAGAUUCAAGAUUUAAUGGAGAUUAAGAUUUCGAGGAGUAACAUCGAUAAAAUGGAACCAUUCCGGCAACAAGCAGCUGCUGUUGCGAAUAUGAAACGGAACGUCUUGGACAGAUUAGAGAAAACGGAAAGUUCUUUGCAAGAGCUGCGAUUGAGAUUAGAGGAGAAGCGUGAACUGUCGAAAAUGAUGGUGGAAUAUGCCGCGCCCAAAGGGGAUGAAUUGAAAAAGUACGUUAACCGGUUGAAAACUAGGAGCACUCUUUACAAGCAUUGCAAGGGCGAGCUGGCGUGGUUGAACGCAGAAAAUAGUGUGCUUUAUCGUACCACUGCUAUUCUGGAAAAUCAGUUGAACCAGUGUAACCAAACGAAGGAAAUGUUGGAAAUAGUUAAGAAAAGCACGACAGCUAAUCUUACGGAAGAGAAUCCAUCAUCGAUGAAUCUUCGGUUAUCUAGAGAUAUUACCGAUCGUCGUGGGAAAUUAGUUCCGUUAAUAAAGGAGGUGCAACUUUUGCGGGAAAAGUCGCGAGAGUUUGAGCAGAAACACGAGAAGGCUGAAAAAGCCCACAACGAUGUGGAGUCGACUAUGAACGUCUCGAUUAAUAGUCUGCAGUCUGAGAUAGAAAGUGUAAAGACAGAAAUUGCAAAGUGUAUUGAAGAAAAGGAAAGACUGGAGAGACAUGUGACUAGAAUGAAAACCACACAAGCGAGAAUAAAGCAUGAUACAGAGGAUCCAAACGUUCCUGAUCCUGGCGCAAAAAUAAAGGAGGAAUUGAAUUCCGAUAUACGGACCGAAGAAAGCAAAAUAAAAAGUUCUACAUUAGAGAAAGAAGAAUUAAUGAAAACUAGUGCAGUUCAAGAGAAACAAAUGCGAAUGUGGAAUGACAUUUUGUUGAUCUUUAAAUCGAAAAUAAAAUGCGCGGAGCAGAGCAAGCAGUCGAAUGGUAUCGUGGUGCGGCAAGGAGGCGCUGAAACCUUGGUUCUACAGUAA
This is a messenger RNA of Dufourea novaeangliae, 1935 nucleotides long. Its product is annotated as intraflagellar transport protein 81 homolog. Bases 1 to 1935 code for a protein of 644 amino acids. Gene Ontology annotation, biological process: intraciliary transport; cilium assembly. The record is from RefSeq and is a predicted model, not a curated record. The transcript has 13 exons. Gene Ontology annotation, molecular function: tubulin binding. Gene Ontology annotation, cellular component: cilium; intraciliary transport particle B; centrosome. Lineage: Eukaryota; Metazoa; Arthropoda; Insecta; Hymenoptera; Halictidae.